This is a messenger RNA of Sinocyclocheilus rhinocerous, 1401 nucleotides long. Its product is annotated as phosphatidylinositol N-acetylglucosaminyltransferase subunit H-like. Bases 327 to 872 code for a protein of 181 amino acids. The record is from RefSeq and is a predicted model, not a curated record. NCBI's taxonomy places the organism in Eukaryota, Metazoa, Chordata, Actinopteri, Cypriniformes, Cyprinidae. Gene Ontology annotation, cellular component: glycosylphosphatidylinositol-N-acetylglucosaminyltransferase (GPI-GnT) complex. Gene Ontology annotation, biological process: GPI anchor biosynthetic process. The transcript has 5 exons.
UUUAAACAUACAUUUUAAAUAAAUGGCCGAUAUUUAGGUACACAACAGUAGCGGCAACCCACUGAACCCACUGUCUGGCCCUCAUUUUUAUUCACGUAAAAUUAAAUGGGCCUUUCUAUCCUGAAAAAGCUCAAUGAGAACAAAUUCUUACUUUAGUUUUUUUUCACACCCCAGUCCACUAGGUGGCGGAAAAGUUAUUUUCUAUUAAUGAUUCAACGCCAUACCCCCAUAAGAAGAAGAUUCCACUGUUUGUUGUCAAAUGACUGUCAAAGCAAAGCUAUUUAAUCCUAAAUCCUUAUUCAUAUAAUGUUCUGACUGUGAUCAACAUGGCCGAGGAAGAGUUCACAGACAUAAAUGGCAACUCGAUUUCUUUAGACUGCCAAACUCGCUCUGCUUUCUGCAGAGAGUUUACGGUCACCUCACCGAAACUGUCCUUGCGCAAGGUGAUGGUCUACACCUGCUUCGUUUGGUUAUUUGCUUAUGCUGUAUUUUUCUUCACCGAGAACACGACUGUCCUGUCGAGUGCCAUCAUCCUCACUCUGGCGGGGAUGAUGAUUCAUAUUCACUUUGUGAAGGUGGACCAUGAGACCCUUCUCAUAAUCGGUUCCCUUGGUGUCCAACUGUCUUCAUUUUAUGCAUCUGGACGAGAAAGUACGAUCUUCAUUGAGAUGAACAAGCUGAAAGACAUUGUGAUCAACGAGGCUGUUUAUAUGCACGGCAUUAUAUACUAUCUGUGCAUUCUGAUAAAGGACCCAGCAGAUCCUGAGACGGUGACCAGUGUUGUCCCUCUUUUCCAGAGUUCAAAGCCUCGGCUGAAUUGUUUGGUUCAAGUGUACAGGAGCUGUCAAGAGAUUCUUGCACAGUUCAGAUGACAGUGAGAGUCUUUCUUUGAAACAGGAUAAAGAUUGGAAAUCCCAAGAAUGAACCAUAAGUGUAUUGUUAGUAGUUUUUGUAUCAUCACCAACACUACAUUUGUUGCAUAUAGUGGUUUGUUAGAUGCAUUGUUGCAUUCAUCCACAAACUUACUGGGUCCUUUAAACUUUAUAAAAAAAUUAAAAUAAAAAAAACAUUUAUAAUCUGACGUUUUAUAUUUGGUAGUGCUUUUAAUAUUUUUUUCAUAUAAAUUAGGUACACUCCUGAUUUUGAUAUUUACACUUUGUAGUAUGUUUUAAAUAUUUUUCUAUAUUAAUUGCAGUGACUAUAGCUGAUUGUUUUUCCUUAUGAUUCUGACCUUUAUUAGCCACUAGAGGGACAUGUGUGCCAAUAUUUGGUAACUGGAACCAAAUCAGUUUAUAUUGAUGAUGGUAAUGAUUUCCUGUUUAUACUCUUUUAAUCAUGUGACAUUUUAAAUAGGCAUUGUAUUGAUGAUUAUUUUUUUCCUAUUUAAAAAUCAAAGUGAAA